Molecule: messenger RNA, 1368 nt
Organism: Populus nigra (black poplar)
Lineage: Eukaryota; Viridiplantae; Streptophyta; Magnoliopsida; Malpighiales; Salicaceae
Product: leucine-rich repeat extensin-like protein 6
Exons: 1
Coding region: 96-1196 (366 amino acids)
Molecular function (GO): protein binding
Source: RefSeq, a predicted model, not a curated record
AUUCAAUACAUGGAGCACUGGAGUGCUAUAGUACCAGUGACUUUUAUACUUACACCACAAUAAAAACAAGCAAUUAUCACCGUAUCCUUCUCCAAAUGAAGAGCUCAUAUCUCAUCAAUCUAACCCUCUGGAGCAUCAUCAAUAUCAUGCUCUUCCUCUCCAAGGUCACUUCACAAACUUUUUAUCCACCUGAUUUUCCCAUCGUAAGCCCUCAACUCAUGGAGGCUUACAUAGCUCUCCAAGCUUGGAAACAAGCUAUAACCUCUGACCCCAACCAAUUUACGGCCAACUGGCACGGGCCACAUGUAUGCAACUACACUGGUGUCUACUGUGCCCCAGCCCCAUAUGACCCUUUUAUCUUGACGGUUGCCGGCAUAGACCUAAACCACGCCAACAUAGCCGGUUUUUUGCCUGAAGAGCUUGGCCUCCUUAAGGACCUUGCUCUCUUUCACAUAAACUCCAAUCGUUUCUACGGUGUCAUCCCUGAUAGUUUUAUCCAUCUCAAAUUUCUUUUCGAGCUUGACAUCAGUAACAACCGCUUUAGUGGUCCGUUUCCGAGUGUUGUUUUCUUCUUGCAUUCGCUCAAAUAUCUUGAUGUAAGGUUCAACGAAUUCGAUGGAAAAAUCCCACCACAGCUUUUUGAGCUAAAAUUAGAUGCUCUUUUCAUAAAUAAUAACAGAUUUCACUCAACCCUGCCUGCUAACCUGGGAAACUCUCCAGUUUCAGUGUUUGUAGUAGCAAACAACGACAUCAGAGGCUGCAUUCCUCCAAGUUUGGCAAACAUGGCAGAGACCCUUGACGAGAUUGUUCUCUCUAAUAUGGCGUUAACAGGUUGUUUACAACAAGAUAUUGGGCUGCUAAGAGGCUUAACAGUUCUUGAUGUCAGCUUCAACAAUUUAGCUGGGCCUUUGCCAGAGUCAGUAGGAGCAAUGAGGAACCUGGAGCAGCUAAAUGUGGCACAUAACAAGUUUUCCGGGCAAGUUCCUAGCAGUGUAUGUUCCUUGCCUAAGUUGGAGAAUUUCACAUACUCGUUUAAUUACUUUUCUGGUGAGUCACUGGUGUGCCUCAGGUUGCCGGGGAAUGAUGAUAGGAGGAAUUGUAUUCCGAAUAGGCCUUUCCAGCGCACACCGGAGGAAUGUAGUAACUUUUAUGCACAUCCCAUUAGUUGUGGUUCCAUUCAGUGCCUCAUUAGCUAGCUAGCUAGCUAGAACUCCAGCACCAGCGUAUGUAACCACCGCUUCCUCCACCAGCAAAGCCACCACUGCCCUUGUAGGUGCACUAAUAUUACUAGUACUAUUGUAUUUGACAAAAUUACUACGACUGAUAUGAUUAAUGAUAAUGAAAACAGAGUGCGUGCUAUUAAUUUUA